Trypanosoma grayi is the source of this 246-nucleotide messenger RNA. RefSeq lists its product as hypothetical. The coding region runs from base 1 to 246 and encodes 81 amino acids. The transcript has a single exon. NCBI's taxonomy places the organism in Eukaryota, Euglenozoa, Kinetoplastea, Trypanosomatida, Trypanosomatidae. The record is from RefSeq and is a predicted model, not a curated record.
AUGGCAGAGGAGGCUAAAGCGAUUUCUGCUUUCCAUCAGAGAUGGAUAGUAGACACACUCAAGGAACGUGGGGACAGUUGCACCUAUGAGGAGCUAGUCAAGGUAGGAGAAGAAAAGCAAUGUGAUACUUUAGGAGCCAUGCUUCGUGUGCUGAAGGGUCGAAAGAUUGUUGCUUAUGAUGAGCCAUUCUUAAUGUAUCCUAUGCACAAAGAUCAUGUGGUGAAUCUGAUAGGCGACCUGAUCUGA